AUGAACGACGCUCAGAAUGCAGACCCUAACGAUACACCCCGUUCGUCUCUAUCACCGAACCAAGCCCCCCAGUGGGCACCACCACGGUCCCCAUUACCUCCCCAUCGCCUGGCCAAACUCGCAAACGCGCUCGGCAUAUCAACACCCCUACCAUACCACCACUCUCCGUUCUCCGCAUCGUCACCGAACCUCGCGUCGCCAUUCCUGCCCGGCUCUUCUCCCUCCGGAUCGGACUUUCACCGCUCUCCGACCCCGUCUGCACUAUCCUCAACCCCAUGGUCCGCGUCCACAGUCGUAGGACCCACUUCCAAAUACUUACUGCACGUCAUUCCUCCUCCCGACCUUCCUCAUGCUACCGACGACCUAACACCACCACCACCAACGGCAUCAGGGUACCAUCCGCAAUUUCGUCGCGGCGUCGUGGUCCCAUUGCACCAAUCAUUGCAAUUGCAGCUUGCAGCCAUCGCCAGGGAGUAUGCUCUGCCCAGCACGUCGGGACUGGUGCUAUACUUGGUGCUGUCCUCACCAGGAGCAGCUUUCGAGGGAGUCCCGGACGAUGAACCUGGUCCCCGCGUAUCCGAAGACAUGUGGAAGCACGUCUGGAUUCGAGCGUUGAAGGCUGAGCGAGAGGAUUUCGGCCCUUCUCGUAGCGCGACACCUAUGCUCGGUCGUGCCUCGCCUGGACCUUUGUCCCCUCAGCCGACGGGCUCCAAUUCGCAGCUCCGUACGCUGAUGAGCCCCAGAACCAUAGAUCUCUCGCAUUCGUUCCAGUUUCCACCUACCCCAUCACCCUCAACACCCUCCUCGGCCAGUGCUGCCUCGCACCUCCAGCGAAACCUGUCGUCAUCCACCAGCGCUCGUUCACGAUCUCCCAUUCCCCAUUCUCACCGAUCCGACUCUGACCCCAUCGCUCCAUCACUUACACGACGACCCUCGUCGGCUUCGUCGACGAACCCGGACGCCGACCUCUUGGGCUUCGAUCUCCCCGGCCUCACCUCGCCUUCCUUCGUACCAGUCCUAGCGAAGGUCGAGUUCGAUAUCGACAAACGCAAAGCGACUUGGUUCGACCCCUGGAUACGGAGUCGCAGGCUUAAUCACAAGAAACGCAAGGCUUCUGCGGCGAGCUCGAUGCCUCCCAGUAGUCUUGGGAGCAGGGAACAAUCUAUUGCGGAGGGUGAGGAGGGUAGGGAGGAGAGGAAACCACCAUUAGAACUGGAGAUCCUGCGAAAUCAAACGUCCAGUCCCUCCUCUCUCUUUUCUUUGGCCAAAACAGCCGACGAGAGUCAACCAAAUGAGUAUGCACCGUUGGAGGACGAGGACGGGGACGGGGACGAGGUUGAUGCAGGCGAUGCAGAUCCCACUAUAGUUGGUCCUGGUGCCAAGGAUCCCCUAACGGAUGUGUUUGGUACAGAUGAAGAGACUUGGGCGACCAUGCGGGCUGAGGAACAAGCGGACGAUGACGAAGGUCCAGAUUCCCGCCGAACCACCAUACGGCGAACAGUUACUCAGAACGAGAGCAUCGUCCAACUUGCGAUCAGUGCCGGCGACCUAGGCUCAUUGCCGGAACCAGAGGAGGUGGUGGUGGUCGAGGACGAGACAGAGAAAGAGGUGGAAGAGGUACAGCACAUCUUGAGGCGGAUGUCGAAAGGUCCUGAGGGAGAGCCGGGCACCGGAAGCGUGGAGGCGUCGCCCGGUCGGAGUCGUAGUCCAACGGGCGGUACGCCUAAGAAGCGCGUACCACCGCCGUUGAAGCUCGAACCCACUAGCUUGGGCUCUAGCGGAGAGGCUGCCGUCCCGCUCAAUGCCUUGGGAUCAAGUCACUUGCCGUACCUGACAGGCGAGCAGCCGGACACACCGGCUGUCACGGAACCGGUUGAUAACAGCAGUGGUGAGAAGGCUCUCGGGAAGAUGACAAGUCCGGUAGAGAGGAGGGGUGGAGCCUUCUAUGAGGAUCUUGACCUGGGUUUGGAACCGAGCGUUGAAGCCGAAGACGAAGAGGAGUGGGAUUCUAGCGACCCGGAUGAUCACCGACGGAGUCAGUACAUCAUGAGAGCGCAAUUAGAUGAGAUUGAAAGGACACUGAACCAGCUUUCGCCGAGCACGCUCCAAUACGACCUCCCAGAGACUGGCUCCCCGAGCCUCGAUCGAGGAUCAGGCUUGAGUCCAACAUCGUCUCUGGGUAAUUCUCUUGCGGUGCCUUCGACCACAGGUAGUCCCGCUCUAGGGAACGGACGCGGGUCCUCUCAUCGUAUGGCGACAGCUCGCAGUGCGAGCAUAUCAGGCUUUUCUGUGAAACCUACCAUGUCCAUUGCUCAGGAAGAAGAGGUACCACAAUGGCCUGCUGUCCCGUUUUCCAUGGCUCGCACUCCUUCACCUUAUUCGGAAGCAUCGGAUCGAGACAUCAGCGCACCGCCCUCCCCGCCGGGGCCGCCCCGACUGGCCAUCAACGGAGUAAGCAAGGAAAUCCCUUACUCAGGUCGUAGGUCUGCUUCUGGCCAAAUCUCCGAAGAGACGAAACGCCGGCAGCGAGAGCUCGAGGAAGAGCAAGGGAUUUACCCGCCGCUGACGCCUAGCGUGGCUCGAAGUGCCGAAUCUCCCGUCAUCCCGCUUUCACCUGACCCUUUCGGUCGCUUCUCGUCCACGGAAUCAGGUACGACCGUUGCCAAUGACGAGCAUGCAUCGUCGCGAAUGACUAGUCGCGCGAACUCGCAGCUUUCGAUGGUGGACGACGACAUCUCUGAACCUCGUUUGCCCCGCGCGUCCAGUCGAUUCUCUGCCGAUUCUAUCGACCAGAACUUGCAGUCAGCGUCGAAGGCCCCCAAGGGAUCCACUCCCCUUGUAAGCGUGAAAGGUAUCAAGAAACUGUGGCGGAAGAGCAACAAGAACUCCAUUUCCUCCACCGCCGACCGGCCUCCGCGCUCACCGUGGCCUGCGGACUCCUUCCAGGACCAAGCAGAUGCUCCACCGCUCCCGAAAUCGCCGCAGGUCACUUCGGCGACGCUCUUGCAGCAUCAGAACGGAUCUCCCGCCGAACAGAACGGACGCGACAGUGGCGGCGGGAUAAGUACCGGACAUUCGCCACAGCCAUCCAUAUCGUCAAGACCUGGUACGUCUAUGUCCAACGGCCCGCGCAGCUCUGCGCCACCGCCACCAGCAGCUGCGGAUGAGAGGAGAAACACUGCGAGAAAAUCUAUUCUCAAGACAUGGAAGUCCGCGGCCAGUAGUUUGGCGCAGCAAUCGCGCGAGCAAGGUUCUGAUGGAGGCUCUGAUGCCUCUGGAUCUCAGCGAGGGAGUAUGGACGCGUCAAAGAGGAAGAGGCGGCCAAGCAUGUUCGAAGUCGCGAACGCCGUUCUCAACCGGGGUUCGAACGUCUCGGAGAUCCCUCCCAGCCCUAUAGUGCCGGAGCAAUUCCGUGCAAUGCAAGCGAACGGGCCGUCGCCACUGACACAGUCACCGCCGCGCCUCGUCAGCGUUGGCGGCCUCGCCACCAAGGAGCGGAUCAGUUGUAUCAACAUCUCCGCGACCAUCCUAUGA
Punctularia strigosozonata HHB-11173 SS5 is the source of this 3534-nucleotide messenger RNA. RefSeq lists its product as uncharacterized. Lineage: Eukaryota; Fungi; Basidiomycota; Agaricomycetes; Corticiales; Punctulariaceae. The coding region runs from base 1 to 3534 and encodes 1177 amino acids. The record is from RefSeq and is a predicted model, not a curated record. The transcript has 4 exons.